AUUUGAGAUGCAUUUUGGGGAAGGGGACAGACAGCUGGGUUGGUGCCAAAUAAAAUGGUGGUGAAAACUCCUGGAUUAUCGGAAGGACCCAGUUGGCUCAUUUAUUUCUCUGAGGAAAGGGAACCUCUGAUCACUGCCACAACUGCAGCAUCUCUCUUUCCCCCGCCGGGUGCAGCUCAUUCUUGCUCAGGUUGUUGACAAGCUGUGUUAUGAUGCCUUCGCGUAACAACGCUGCUGCUGGCAGCUCCAGUAGUAAAGUGAAAUACUCUAAACUUGCAGACAGUGAUGAGGGCUACAUCGACCUGCAGUUUAAGAAACUUCCUACAAAAAUUCCAUACAAAGCAAUUGCACUUGCAACCAUCUUAUUUUUGAUUGGCUCAUUGCUGAUUACCAUUGGUGCGCUCCUGCUGACUGGGUACAUCAGCAGUUCGUACAGUGAUACAACCUGGCCAGUGCUGAUCAUCGGGAUUUUGGUUUUUCUUCCUGGCUUUUACCAUCUUCGGAUUGCGUACUAUGCCUCAAGAGGAUACAGAGGCUAUUCCUAUGAUGACAUCCCAGACUUCGAUGACUGAAAACAGUUCUCUUCCUUGGGCUGGCUGCUGCAUGCAGUCUGCUUCAAGGCUGUCUGUGAUGGAUAGAAUAAGAGAACUCCCGUUCGUAAUGGCUAGAUUGCACCAAAUAGUAUUCCAGCUACAUGACAAUAAUGCAGUUAAUAAGGGUCAGCUUCGCUCCCCUGCUCGUCCCAUAUAAAUUUCAGACCUUCUGACUGAUUUGGAUAUUUCCAAAUUCCAGUGUUGAAGGGGUUUUCAAAGUUCUGCUCCCUUCCUGCUAAAAACUAUUGACAUAAACAUGUUUAUCAAGGUCUAGUGUGUUUCCUUUGGAUUAGGGAAGCUCUCAACCAGAAUCAAGUUUGCGCAACCCCACCACGGCAACAAAUGGCACUAGCCCAAGACUCCCAGAGCACACCCCAUCAGUGAGUGUAUUGGCAAGGAGACCCAUUACAUAGUUUUUCUCAUGCUAGAGACUCAAGAUUGAAACUGUCAAGCUGUAUUUAUAUUGAUUGUUUCAAAUAAAUGGGACAGAAUGCUGGUGGAUAUGAGCAAAGUAUUUCACACAACAUUGAAGUGUGUCAACUCAGUGAACUUUUCUAUUUUGUAUUGACUCUGUUGUACUGAAUUUCCAGCUUUCUGGGCUAGGAAGGCUGAUGAAUAGGAGAAUGUGUUAUAUUUACAGCUACAACCUCAAAAUCAGAGGGGGAAAAAUGAGUUAAAACAGGUACUGCUUCAUUGGUAGCCCAUUUAGUGAGGUCUCAGACUGAUGUUAAAUAUGAAUGCUGUGAUGGAAUUUUUGUGACUUGAGUAAACUUAAGUGUAAUGAACAUUACAUAGGAGCAGUACUUCCUCACACACCUUAAAAUCUAGUGACAUUGUAAUAUAGGCCUGUAAAUUUCAUUUGAGGUUCAAGCAACCUUUAUAUUGUAGAACCAAAUACCUUCGAUGUCAGUUUGUAUUUGGAUUGGGUCACUCUGCUCACCCACCUUCCCCCAUUCCUGAUUUUCACUUGCCAGGUUCACACUUAGUGGGAGCUCAUAUUUGCAAUUGUGCAAUUGUUGAUUUGUCAGAUAGAGGGAUAGAGUCCAUGUGGACCAGCGACAAUGAAGCGCCGAGGGGUCAUGCUGGCUGCCUGUCUGCACUUAGGCCCAAGGUGGCAGAUCCAACAUAAGCCCUGUGGGCAGGAACCAUCUAGCUUUGAUACUCUCAGUUCUUCUGAAAGAGACUGAUCUGAAAGCUUCCUUGGUUUUGCACAAUGUGGACUCAGGUGUCGGCUGGUUUAUGCUGCAGGAGUUCCUCUAGCUGCCAUUGGUGGCAAUGCUUUAGCAUCAAAGGGCACAAAUUUGCAUGUGUUGUGCCCAGAUUGGACUUCAGGAUGCUGCUGUUGCAUGCAGCAUUUUCCUUCUGUCAAAGAAGAAUGUCAACAGGUGCUAUUAUUCAAGGCAGAGUUAGACAGAUUUUUGAUAGACAAGGGAGUUUAGGAUUAUGGGGAGCAGACAGCAAAGUGGAGUUGAGACCAUAACCAGCUCAGCAAUGAUCUUAUUGAAUGAUUGAGCAGGCUUCAAGGUCUAAAUGGCCUAUUCCUGCUCCUGUUCAUUUACAAGCUGGGACUUAUUCUUUUGCAAGAUGACAUUUCUUGAUAACGAGCAAUGCACAGGGAUAGACUAGGAACAGAUCAGAGCUCAGCCUGAAGCUAUGACCUCCUUGUUCAAUUAGUCACUGAUCCCUGUCUUCAGUCUUAUCUUCCCUUCCAUCAGUAAUUUGUCUUUCUCUCCUGAAAUUGAGCAUCUCAAUUCAAAUUACCCAAUCAUCAGAGGUGGACAUUUGAUAAGCCUCCUAGCGCUGCUAUGAGAAUCCUAUUUAAUGGUGGUCAGAUUUUUCCAUAUGUCUUAAUCUAUUGUACAGUGCAGUAUUCCAAAGGAAUCAAAAGAUGAGCAUGACCAGUGAUGCUUAUUUGAAGGGGUUUUCUGUAAGAAAUUUGUUGGCGUUGGACAAAAAAGAUAACUUUAGUUCUUAUAAAUUGUGUGAACAGUGCAAGAUGCACUAAAUAAAAUAUUUGAUGUCUGA
Carcharodon carcharias (great white shark) is the source of this 2618-nucleotide messenger RNA. RefSeq names its product transmembrane protein 230a (gene tmem230a). Bases 210 to 572 code for a protein of 120 amino acids. The transcript is spliced from 4 exons. NCBI's taxonomy places the organism in Eukaryota, Metazoa, Chordata, Chondrichthyes, Lamniformes, Lamnidae. Gene Ontology annotation, cellular component: endomembrane system; synaptic vesicle. The record is from RefSeq and is a predicted model, not a curated record. Gene Ontology annotation, biological process: synaptic vesicle transport.